Messenger RNA from Mycena citricolor, 1755 nucleotides. The record is from the annotation of a GenBank genome assembly. NCBI's taxonomy places the organism in Eukaryota, Fungi, Basidiomycota, Agaricomycetes, Agaricales, Mycenaceae.
GCCAUUCUUUCCUGUUGACGGUGCCCCCGGCUGCGUCACAUUAGCUCGUCCUCGUCCAGUCGUCAAUGGUCCCACCCCAAACGACUACUCUAAGAAUGGAUGCUACACCAUCUGAUGAAAAUCUCAUCAUUCCAUUCUCUCUCGACGAGUACGAGGACCGUCUAGUACCUGAAUUUCGACUCGAAGAUCGACUCGCGUUCUGGGACGGUCCGAUUCGCGCCUUCCUCCGCGAGCGUGGAUACGCGCUGUACAACAUCUGCUCAGUACUCGAUGCCGCUGACUGCAGUCUUAUGUAUCCAGCACUGGACACGCCCCACCGAUCCGCACCGGACGACGAUCGCUACGCGUUUAUGGAUCCCGUCGAACCGGGACAUGUCUCUUACGAUGUCGGGGAGGGGCUCGAGAAGAGUUAUUUUGACUGCGUGGACAAGCCAUACGCUCGGGAGAAUCGUGGAAGAGCCGCCUACGCUCAAAGCAUCGACAGGCCGGAUCGGCAUGUUGCUAUCAAACUGGUCCGCAGUGAGAGCGUCGAGAUACACACGCUCAAGCUCAUAUAUGAAACGUCGAAACGCGAACCCGUCCGGGGUCUCAUUCCUGUGCUCGAGAUCGUUCCGUUUCGCGGACACUGGCUCGUUGUCAUGCCCAGAUGGGGAGAACGCAUCAUGUCUCCGUUCCCCACACUCGUUGGGCCCACGUUGUCUCUCGUUGAAGAUCUGCUCGCAGGGCUGGCGUUUCUUCACAGCCACAAUAUCGUCCAUCGAGACCACGCCUACAAGAACAUCCUCGUGAAUCACAUUCCAGUGCACGGGCACGAAGAAAUCUACGAUCCCCCACUGACUCGAGAACCGUUCCGCAACUCAGGCGUUCUCCAGCACGCCAUAUUCGAUUUCGACGUUGCUCUGAUAUACCCCGACCGCAAAUCCGCUCGCCUUCCAUACACGCUCUUCUGGCUGGGAGCAUACAAGCCCACCGAUGAGAUAUUUCAAGGCGAGUAUGACUACGAUCCGUUUGCGGCGGACGUGUCCAUUUUGGGUGGGGAUCUUUGUUCUGAUCUUCAGUAUCACACACCCUAUGUGCCCAUCCUGGCACCCCUGUUCGAUGGGAUGCUGCACUGGCACGUGCCGUCACGGCUGACGGCUUCCCAAGCCUUGGAUCUGCUCCGCUCACUCAGAGCUGAAUACCCGAAUCUGGACAAGCAGCCACUCUCUGCGAUCAAGAGGCAGUCCGUCCCUGUGUCGAAAUAUGACCGAUGGGCGGGAUUGCCCGACGACUUUGUCAAGCGGUGGGGUCAUCUUCGAACCCCGCCGGUUCCUUGGACGAGGUUGUUCCUGCGCAGGAUCUGCGAAUAUGAGUUCCUUGAAAGUUGCGUGCGUUUACUCAGACGUGUCAUCUCGUUCAUCACAGCAAUGGACUACGUCGGAAACGUAUUCAAUGCUUUACUUCUACGUUUCGCUCCGCCAAAGCCGCCAUCUCUGCCCAUGGAAAUGCAGAGCAGGCCUGAGCCCAACCACAAGCGGCGUUGACUGCUCUCAGGUUCUCGAUCGGCAGUUGGGCGUUGGGAGAGCGCGUAGGUCGGCAUAUUCUCUUAGUUAAAGAUCUCGCUCAGUUGGAGUCUGCUGAACGGGUUCCAAACCUCAAGGGCGGUAGUGCACACGGAAAGCCUCGGCAGCUGUCGUAUACUGGUCGAUACACACCUUCGCAAGAGAUUUGACUUGCCCAACAUGUAUCUACUAUCUCCUGGUCUAUUGACACUCU